Chelonus insularis is the source of this 1073-nucleotide messenger RNA. RefSeq lists its product as uncharacterized. Bases 49 to 1041 code for a protein of 330 amino acids. Gene Ontology annotation, molecular function: DNA binding. Gene Ontology annotation, biological process: DNA recombination; DNA integration. The transcript has a single exon. Lineage: Eukaryota; Metazoa; Arthropoda; Insecta; Hymenoptera; Braconidae. The record is from RefSeq and is marked provisional.
ACAUUAUAUUAGUAUCAAACGAAAAUUUACUGUUCACAAUAAAUAAUAAUGUUAAAAGAACCUAAAACUAAAUUGAGCAAUGGCAAAAUACCAAACAUUUUGUUGUCCAAGGACCAAUGCAUUGAUGUAGGAAGUGGCACCAAUGUCUAUCUUCGAGAAAAACGUUCAUUAUUUGAUAGACUCUAUUCAUCGAAAAUCCCAGAAAAAGUAAAAAGAACCAUUCUCAAAUUGAAGCUGGAUUAUAUUAAAAAUGACGAUGAGCGGAGUAGGCGAUUUAUAACUGUCAUGUAUAACUAUCGAGUACGAUCACGGACUGCAAUUAAAUAUUAUGAAUUACUUCAAAGACAACGUUUUUUCGGUUCAUCAACCAUGAAACCCAACCCUCGAAUUUUCGAUGCUCAAAUACCACCACAGCAACGUGUACCGUCUUAUAAAAAUAUUACUAUUUUGAUUCAAUGGUGUAAAAACCAUCGAAAGAUUUAUCCACGGGCAUAUGUGAUAUUAUUCGGCUAUUACUCAGGAUUACGUGCUGCAGAAUUGUGUCGAUUUACUAAUAAAAAUUUAAUACAGUUGAAAGAGAGACAGUCAUUAGUUACCGUCAAGCGAAAAUGGAAUGCUUCUUGGACUGUUACAUACCAUAAGCCAUUAGUAGAUUUCAUAGAUGAAUUGUGUAUAGUUUUCCAGAGAAAAGUGCAGCUAUAUUAUUCAGGUAUUAUAGAGAAACUAUUUGAUAUAUCUCCAAAUGUUCUCUCAGCAACUGUACGAAGUUAUUACAUUCAUGCUGUCAAUGAUUUACCUCCUUCCGGAUUUGGAAUUCACGUAAUGCGUUAUAUCAUUGGUACGAAAUUAGCAGAAAAUGAUAAACUACCUGCCGCACAACGGUUUCUUGGACAUAAACAACUUGACACUACAAAGCAUUAUUUGCGUUAUGACUUACAUGAAUUGAAUAAACGAUUAACUCAAGUUAUUCAAAACAAUCGCUUUUACUAUCAAUUGACAAACAUAUUAGAAUAUACUAUUGAAAAAAGCACACAGAACUAGGUAUAAAAAAGACAUUGACAGUUUAUUUUUUU